Messenger RNA from Gossypium raimondii (Peruvian cotton), 2092 nucleotides. Its product is annotated as plastidic glucose transporter 4. The transcript has 14 exons. Lineage: Eukaryota; Viridiplantae; Streptophyta; Magnoliopsida; Malvales; Malvaceae. The coding region runs from base 228 to 1871 and encodes 547 amino acids. Gene Ontology annotation, cellular component: membrane. Gene Ontology annotation, biological process: transmembrane transport; carbohydrate transport. Gene Ontology annotation, molecular function: carbohydrate:proton symporter activity. The record is from RefSeq and is a predicted model, not a curated record.
UUGUACAGAAAAUGAAAUUACAAGAGGAUAAUUCAUUGAUGGAUUGAUAUCUCCACCAAGUUUGUUCUUUUGUUGCUAAGCUUUUACUGAGCAUAACAAACAGUAACUCCAUUGCUGCUCUCUCUCAACUGAUUUUCCGAGGCUGUUGUCGUCUUCCAAACAGAAGUCAGAUUCCGAUUCGCCCUCUCACUCACUCUCAGCUCCGCCUUCCGAUUUGGUAAUUCAGGAUGCAGGCGUCAACGCAUUUAGUCAGAGGGAAUUUCGCCAUUGAGAUUUCAAAAGGGAGAGUAUUCCCUUGCUUUGGUGAAGUUAAGCAACGGAGUUUAACUUUGAAUCGCAAUUUUUGCAUCCGAAGUGGUUCCACCUGCAGCGGUUCAAGAUCAGGUGACGUUUCGAUGGGAGCUGGACUUGUACGUGCCAAAAAUGGUAUCGAAAUCGCAGUUCGCUCUUCGGUCAAAACUCGAUCGAUCAAAGCUCAAGCCUCUGGUGGAGACAUUGAGGAUUUGACACCAUUCAACCCUCAGGCGAAAUCUUCUGGGGCAGUUCUGCCAUUUGUUGGUGUUGCGUGUUUGGGAGCUAUGUUAUUUGGUUACCAUCUAGGGGUGGUAAAUGGUGCUCUUGAGUAUCUAUCUAAGGAUCUGGGGAUUCCUGAAAAUACUGUCAUGCAAGGGUGGAUUGUCAGCACACUCCUUGCUGGUGCCACUGUUGGUUCAUUUACUGGGGGAACGUUGGCAGACAAAUUUGGCAGGACUAAGACUUUUCAAUUAGAUGCUAUUCCACUUAUCAUUGGAGCAUUUCUCACUGCUACAGCCCAGACGGUCCAGACUAUGAUAAUUGGCCGCUUUCUGGCUGGUAUUGGUAUUGGCAUAUCGUCUGCUAUAGUUCCUCUUUACAUAUCUGAGAUCUCGCCAACUGAAAUCCGUGGUGCACUUGGAUCUAUAAAUCAACUUUUUAUAUGUAUUGGGAUUCUUGCAGCAUUAGUGGCUGGAUUACCUUUAGCAGGAAACCCACUGUGGUGGAGAACAAUGUUUGGCGUUGCUAUUGUCCCUGCUAUUUUAUUGGCUGUAGGAAUGGCUUUUUCCCCAGAAAGUCCUCGGUGGCUGUUUCAGCAAGGGAAAAUUCCUGAAGCUGAAAAAGCUAUAAGAACAUUAUAUGGGAAGGAAAGAGUUGCUGAAGUUAUGUAUGAGUUAAGAACUGCAGGUCAGGGCUCUACAGAACAAGAAGCAGGAUGGUUUGAUCUAUUUAGCAGCCGUUACUGGAAAGUUGUGAGUGUUGGAGCUGCACUUUUCUUAUUCCAGCAGUUAGCUGGGAUCAAUGCUGUAGUUUACUAUUCUACAGCUGUGUUUCGUAGUGCUGGAAUUGCAUCUGAUGUUGCAGCAAGUGCUCUCGUUGGGGCAUCAAAUGUCUUUGGCUCAGCUAUUGCAUCCUCUCUGAUGGACAGACAAGGGAGAAAAAGUCUUCUGAUGACAAGUUUUUCUGGAAUGGCUGCUUCAAUGUUGCUACUUUCUUUGUCAUUCACUUGGAAGGUCUUGGCUCCCUAUUCUGGCACACUAGCCGUUGUCGGAACUGUUCUCUACGUUUUAUCCUUUUCACUUGGUGCUGGGCCUGUGCCUGCUCUUCUUCUGCCAGAGAUAUUUGCUUCCAGAAUUAGAGCUAAAGCAGUGGCUUUAUCACUUGGCACGCAUUGGAUCUCCAACUUUGUCAUUGGCCUGUAUUUCUUGAGUGUUGUGAACAAGUUUGGGAUCAGCUCGGUGUACUUGGGAUUCGCUGGUGUGUGCGCUCUUGCUGUCUUGUACAUAGCUGGUAACGUUGUGGAAACAAAGGGGCGAUCAUUGGAAGAAAUAGAGCUUGCUCUGAAUCCGACGACUUAAUUUGUACAAUAUCCAAAGGUAUGCAGAAAUAAUCUCUGAAGCUGGUUAAUGCUCAUCUCAUGAGCAUUCCAUUAUUUUGCAUCUUUUGGUUAAGGCCAGAGAGAGGCAACUAGUUCUAGUGACGUGUACGUAUACCUAUGUUGCUUGAAAUAUGGAAAGAAGAGAUUUUUGGUAGUUUGAACUCUGUUGGUUUAUGAAAUGCAAGAUGUUGCGUAAGAAAA